ACUGUUAGAAAUCAUUACCGUUAUUAUUAAUUGUACAUUACUUUUACAGCAGGAUUUUACUGUUAUGGUUUUAUUGUUACAAUUGGCUAAUGUGGAGCUAAAUUUGAGCUAUUCCGUUUAUUAAGUAUGUAGGAGCCAAAUGCAAUGUUAUGGGGAAGCAUGGUGACUCUGUAUUUGUUGUGGGUACCAUAGGGGGCGCUGUGGUCAUUCAGGCCAUAAAAGGGUAUAUAUGUAAUGGGAAAUCUGGGGCCAUCAGGUGUUGUGUGACCCCGGAAGGGCAAACGGUUUUUGACCGCUGGGGCACAGGUGUUGUAUGUUGGAGGAUGAAUGGACACAUUUUAUUGUUGCACCGACAAUAAACCUCGUAUGAUGGAACAGUCAGUGGAGACGUGUGGACUCAUUCCUGAUCUAGUUGACAAGGAAGCCCUCAACAUGCAGAUAAGACAAAAGAAGAAACAAGAAGAGGCAGCAAAAGAGGAACAAAAUGCUUAUGAUGCAGAAAUGCUUCAUAAUAGCAAAACAGCUGGCCUUCUCCAUAGAAGACAAGUGAAGGAGAAGCAUGCGAUGGAAAGGGCUAUCGUUGACUACCGGCAUCAGAACCAGCAGCCUUGGAAGCAGAGAGAGUAUGACCUGAAUGACCCAGACCGCUGUAGAAAAACAGAACGAGGCGAUACACAGAUGAUGCCCCCUGGCCUGGUGGGCGAGGACCCGGACAGUAAGGUCAGACAGCAGAGACAGAAGGAGCAGCUCAGGGAGUGGCUCAUCCAGCAGCAGGGUGAGCGAGCAGCAGAAAGGCAUCAACGAAAGCUGGAAGAGCAACUCUAUGACCAAAGAAGAGUAGAAAUGAACAACCAAUGUCUACAGCUUCAGAACCUUGAGCUGGAGAGGAGAAGAGCAGAAGCUGUCGCCACUCGAGAGUACAAUCUGGCCAAGAUUGAAGAGAAGCGACAGCAAGGACAGCUGGAAGAUUUAGUGAAUGAACCCACUCCGGACAUGGUGGGAGGGCCCAUUUUCUGUCCCGGCAGUGAUAGGAGAGCCCCUCCGGAGAGCCUGCAGCACACUGUCCAGUUCCAGAAAUAUCAAAUAGAGGAGAAAAAGAGGAUGGAAUUAGAGAAAAAACAAGAAGAGGAGCAACUCGAUCGUAUCCGCAGGGACUCGGCUCGUACAGCUUUGUUGAUAGAGAGACAGCAGGCAAGACUCAACAAGCAGCUGAGACAACACCUGGACAGCACCAACAACAAACUGGCACAGGCACAGAAAGAACAGAAAGCAGACAUUGAAAGAGGACGUAUUGACGACAGCUUCUUCUCCAAAUUCAACACCUGCAGCAGAUGACAGAUGGAUGACAGGCUGCGCUGAUGACUGGCUCAUUACAGUGGCUCAGUACUGAUAGUGAUGCUACAUGAGAAGAACACCGAAGAAACUGAAGCACACAGUAAAUCAACAGUUGGUUCUAACUGUCAAAUUCAAGUUCAGCAGCUCUCAACACUUAAAUCUGUCUGGAUGACACUGACAGUUGUUCAUAUGAAGCUCGGCUAAUGCUUCCAAAAAUACCUUAAAGCAAAUAUGAUCCACUUGUUUUGAGUUUUUGACUUUUAGAUUAAAAUGUCAGCUUCUGUUCA
Scatophagus argus is the source of this 1622-nucleotide messenger RNA. RefSeq names its product RIB43A domain with coiled-coils 2 (gene ribc2). NCBI's taxonomy places the organism in Eukaryota, Metazoa, Chordata, Actinopteri, Scatophagidae. The record is from RefSeq and is a predicted model, not a curated record. The coding region runs from base 328 to 1335 and encodes 335 amino acids. The transcript has 7 exons.